This is a messenger RNA of Euleptes europaea (tarantolino), 153 nucleotides long. RefSeq lists its product as uncharacterized. The record is from RefSeq and is a predicted model, not a curated record. Bases 1 to 153 code for a protein of 50 amino acids. The transcript has a single exon. Lineage: Eukaryota; Metazoa; Chordata; Lepidosauria; Squamata; Sphaerodactylidae.
AUGCAGAGAAUCAGCUGGAUUAGAAAGAACUGGCUCCUUGUGGCUGGAGCUGCCUUCGUCAGUGUCCACAUCGGUACCUAUCUUCUCCAAAGGGCCGCCAAGAGCUCUGUGAAAUCAGGCAUGGAAAUUAAACAAAAGGAUCUUGACAAAUGA